GCGAGGGCUUUAGAACGCCACCGAGCGCUUAACGCAAAGCACACGCGCGUGUUCAACGCAAAAAAAAAAUAUCAAAAAAAAAAAGAAGAGCAAAAACAAAAAGUGGACAACACCAAAAACGGGAAAAAAGAGAAGACGAGGCAACAAAACAGCGGACGAUAAAAGUCGCCAGCGGCCAAAAACGCGCUCAUUGCGUGCGCUGUUUUCGCAACGUUAACGGUAGCGGUAACGGUAAAAUAUCAGCGAUACUGAGAUACAACGGAUAUUGUAGAUACACAGAUACGCAGAUACAAAGAUACACAGGAUGAGGAUGCGACACGCAUUUGCUGGAUUAAUUGUGUGCUGGCUGGCAGUUUGUCAACCACAAGUUGAGGCACAAUUCUUUGGCAAUCCGUACUAUGGACCACAACAGGGCUUCGGACCACAACAACAGGGUUUCGGACAGCGUGGACCACGUCAGGGUUCCGUCUCGAAGGCCAACACCAACUCGUAUGAACGUCAGGUGGACUUUGGCAACAACGUUGAGUAUACGCAGGGUGUCUCCAACUCCCGUGCCGUAACCCGCCAGAACGGACAGCGUGUGGUUGCCGACAGUCAGGCGGCGACCCGCGACUUCGAUCUCGGUGGCCUGCAGUUGGGCAACACGCUAACACGCACACGCACCAAUGCGAAUGGCGCCGUCUCCGGGGGCAUUGCGGAUCAGUUCCGCAUCGGCAACUUGGGUCUGGGCGCAUCGCUCUCCCCCGAUAAUCUGCGUCAGGGCUUUGGGCUGCAGCGUGGCGCCGAUGGCGAUGUGCGUUUGGGUCUCGGACUCUUGAGCCUUGAUCUCGACAACAAUGUGCAGAACAGCAACUCGCUGGGACAGGCGCAGGUCAAUGCUCAGGGACGAGGUUCGCGCGUCCGCUCGAACAGCAACACGAACACGAACACGCAACAGUUUGGCGGCGUGCGUGUGAGCGACACGGUGAGCAACUCGAAUGCCUUUGGACGCACACGCAACGGUCAGACAUCGGCGAAUGCCGGCGGUUUCGGUGGCAAUGCAGCGACUCAAGGUUCAACCUUUGGCGGCUUUGGCGGCUUCCGUCGUCGUCGCACUCCACAACCUCAGCCUCAGCAGCAGCGUGUUGUCUAUCAACGUCAGCGUCUGUCGCGCCCCAAGCGUCGUGCGCAAUUUGUGCCCUUCGGCUAUCCUCAACAGAACUUCGGAGGCUUCGGCGGCGGCGGCUUUGGCGGCUUUGGCGGUCAGUACACGGAGCGUCCACGGCGUCAGUUUGAACGUCCUGGCGGCUUUGGCGGUUUCGGCGGCGGCGGCGGCGGUUUCGGUGGCGAGUUUGGUGGCGGCGGUGGCGGCGGCUUUGGCGGUGGUGGCUUUGGCGGCUUCGAAGGUGGCUACGAGCAGCCCAACUUUAACCAGCAGAAGGGACACAAGAAGCAGCAGCAGCAACACGGACACGUGCAGUCGACGGGCAAUGCCAAUGCCCAGGGCGGACCCGGAUUCAAUCAGCAGGCGGCGAGCAACAAUUUCGCCAAUCAGAAUGCGGAUGGCUCACAGAAUUCGGGCAGCAGCAGCAUUGGCUCCAAUCUGGCUCAGGAUGGCAGCAGCGGUCAGGUGAGCUCGGCGAACACCAAUCAACAGAAUGGCCCCAAUUCGCAGACGAAUGGCGCUCAGUCGCAAGCGCUGAACUUCCGCCCCGGAGAGCAACAGGCGAGCAGCUCGAAUGCCAACACACAGCACACAAUUGUCGGCAAUCGCGAAACAAUUGGCUCGAACAGCGGCUCGACGGCGACCAACAACAAUGCCGCUGGCAGCUCCACGAACACCGCCAACACCGACACACAGGUGGUGCGCGAUGGCAACCAACAGUCGAUCACCUCGGGGGCAAACAGUCAGUCCAUCUUCCAGGGCAACCAGGGACAGGGCAAUUCAGCCGCCAACACCGCAGCGAACAUUAGUUCGCAGCGCGGUCCCAACGGCUCCGUGACGAACUCCGCUAGCAGCAGUGCCACCGCAACGGCCACGAAUGGUCAGUCGGCGAAUGCCGAUGCCAAUGCAAAUGCCGGCGGACAGGGCAAUGGAGCUGGCGCCAAUGCGGGCGCCAAUGGCGGACAGUUCGGUGGACAGUUCGGUGGUGGCGCCAAUUCCAACUCCAAUGUCUUUGGCGGAUUCGGUGGGUUCGGUGGUGUGCGCUAUCGAAUGCAGCAACAGGUGCAUCUGCAGCGCUGGCGUCCCAGAUCCUCGAACCUCAGCGCCGACUUGGAGGAGCUGCACUUCAAUCGAACGUCGCGACUGGAGGAUUUGCAGCCGCGUGUCAAUACCUCAAUCGAGUCAUUCGGUGAAUUUGAUGCCGGACAGCGACAGGGGAGAACGAUUAGCCUGAUCACCGACUGGAUCAGCAGCCUGUUCAGCUCCUGCGUCUCACCGUGCACACUCGAAGCGUAUCAGGACAAUAAAUGCUGUGAAACCUUCGUGGUUGGACCUCCGCCCAACGCCUGCUGUGGCGGUGGCGGUGUUGGAGUUGGUGUUGGUGUUGCUGUUGGUCCACCCGGUCCUCCUGGUCCACCUGGACCACCUGGACCACCUGGACCAGCACCGCUCCCUCCUCCCCCUCCACCGCCACCUCCGCCGCCGCCAGCUCGCUAUCCGCCACCAUAUCCGCUGCCGGGUCCAAUGCUGCCCCCCAAAAAUACCCCGAUUAUGAUGAUCGCAGUGCCCAUUAACUGCUGCACCGUCUGCACCUACACCUACUAUGGUCCGCCUCCCUGUGGUCGCUUCAACACCAACUACAAUAGCAACAACAACAGCAACAACAACAAGCGGGUCACCGUCUACAUUCCGCCACCUUACUACGGCCGUUAA
Drosophila albomicans is the source of this 2857-nucleotide messenger RNA. RefSeq lists its product as uncharacterized. The transcript is spliced from 3 exons. The record is from RefSeq and is a predicted model, not a curated record. Bases 305 to 2857 code for a protein of 850 amino acids. NCBI's taxonomy places the organism in Eukaryota, Metazoa, Arthropoda, Insecta, Diptera, Drosophilidae.